AUAAUUUUUUCUUUCUUUCUUAAAACUACUUUUGUAAAGUAACAAAAUCACCCACUUACACACGUACACUAUCUACGUCAAGUGGAGUGCAAAACAGUUCAUAUCCGUGGAGGUCUAGUAAUUUAUUUCUUUUUUUUUUUUGGUCAGGAAGUUUAGAAUAUUCUUAUCAGAUAAUUCUUGAAAUGUAUUCGUUAUGUUAUGUGAAUGCACUAGCCAAAAGAAAAAUAAAUGCAACUACCAUCAUUGGUUAAUAUUCAUGAAACUUAUUCUAUUAAAAUCUUUAUUAUACGAAAUGGUUGAGAAUGUAUUCUCUGGAUUUCACCGCCCGGCCCGUUUGUGACGAGAGAGUAGAUUUCUCAAGUGUUUUGGAUAAGUUUAGUGUUUUUAGAGUAUUAAAAAGUUUAGAAGCACUUUACAAUUAGACUCUAUGGUUGGAUAUGACAUAUCUAUAAAAAUAUUCCGGAAUCUGAAUUUAGCAUUAUAUCACAUAACUCAUUUAUGGUACUGAAAUUUAGUGGACCACAGCUAGGAAAAGAGAAGUAUUGGUGUGAUAAAUAAAGCUCAGGAGAAGUCUGGAUUCCUUAACUCAUUUUAGCUAGCUUCUCUCUCUCUCUUUCUCCCUCUUUCUCUAUAAAUUGAUAAGCAAAUAAGUGCGAGGUAAUUAAGAAACUAGAAGGAAUAAGAAAUGUUGGAGAGAAUAUGUGAAAUGUGGAGAGAAAUGAGAGAUAUAACGGCAAUGGUAGUGGUUCAGAUAGCUUCGGCAGGGUUAAACAUAUUUUUCAAGCUAGCAAUGGAAGAUGGUAUGAACCCAAGUGUACUCGUGGCCUAUCGUCUCUUGUUUGCUACACUUUUCAUGCUUCCUUUGUCCUUCAUCUUUCAAAGGAAGAAGAGGCCAGAUUUUACAUGGAGGCUCAUGUUACUAGCAUUAAUCUCAGGAUUACUCGGUGUGGUGAUACCGAGUAUCCUAACCAUUGCGGGUCUGGCUCUAACGUCAGCAACAUUCACCUCUGCAGCUGGCGUUCUCACUCCAUUGAUCACUUUCAUCUUCGCUGCACUUCUUAGGAUGGAGAGUGUACGGCUUGGAUCGAGCGUAGGGUUGGCUAAGGUUUUUGGAACAUUGUUUGGUGUUGGUGGAGCUCUUGUCUUUAUAUUUUAUAGAGGAAUAGAGAUUCAUCUAUGGUCAACUCAUGUUGACCUAGUUAGCAAACCACGUGACUCCUCACGUGAUGCUACCACUCACCAUAUUUCCAUCCUUGGGGCUCUUCUAGUCUUUGGUGGUAACAUUUCCAUCUCACUUUGGUUUUUAUUGCAGGUUAAAAUAAGCAAACAAUUUGGAGGGCCUUAUUGGAACGCGACACUAAUGAACAUGAUGGGAAGCGUAGUGGCUAUGCUUGUCGCUCUUUGCUGGAAACGCGAUUUGAAGGAAUGGAGAUUAGGCUGGAAUAUAAGACUCUUAACCAUUGCUUAUGCGGCAAUUGUGAUUUCCGGGAUGGUGGUAGCAGUAAACGCAUGGUGCGUCGAGUCUAGAGGGCCGUUGUUUGUAUCAGUAUUUAGCCCUAUAGGACUUGUGAUCGUAGCUCUUGUUGGAUCAUUUGUUCUAGAUGAAACACUUCAUUUGGGGAGCAUAGUUGGUACAGUGAUUAUCGUUGGAGGAUUAUAUCUUGUGCUAUGGGGUAAAAACAAGGAAAUGAAGAGUAUCCCAACGACCUCGAAUCAUAUUGAAACAAAUAAGACUAGCAAAGACAUCACACUCAACAAUCUCCCCACAUUAAGUACAAAUGUCCUUUGAUUCCAUUCACAAAUCAACCAUCAUUUAUAUAUGUUCGUAUUUUUUUUAUUUAGACUCAUUAUAUAUUUGAUUAAGUGAUUGCAGUGUUAACAGUAUUAUUCUAACUAACGAUGAUUUCUUGAACCAUGUAUGUAAGUUAUUUUGUGCCUUUGACCUUUGUACUACCACAUCCAAAAGUUCAUAUGGUCGGAUGUUGCAUGGAUUAUUUUUCUUGA
Molecule: messenger RNA, 2004 nt
Organism: Arabidopsis lyrata subsp. lyrata
Lineage: Eukaryota; Viridiplantae; Streptophyta; Magnoliopsida; Brassicales; Brassicaceae
Product: WAT1-related protein At1g68170
Exons: 7
Coding region: 686-1789 (367 amino acids)
Cellular component (GO): plasma membrane
Molecular function (GO): transmembrane transporter activity
Source: RefSeq, a predicted model, not a curated record